AUGGCUACAACUAAUGAGGGAUCGGAAUUCAAUAUAAAUUCGCCAUUCGUAAUCGCGCUUGUCGUGAUUAUAAUUGCAGUAGUAGUAAUCGGUGUGAUCGUUGUCGUAUUUCUCAUUUUGCGUUACCAAAAUAAGUCAGCUUCCACAAAGACUCGAGGUUUAAAGACACGAAUUGGACCCGAAUCACGUGAUAAUGGACAUACACAUAAAAAGCGAGAUUCAACUGGUAUGAUAUUUGAUCUUGAAGGAAAAGAAGAAUCAUUUGAAGAAUCUUACGCUGAAGGGGCAGUCGGUCACCAACAGCAACAAACGAGUGGAAGGUCUCUGCCCGUUAGAUCACAAACUAUAUACGGAUCCCAACCUCCGUCAACUUCUACGAUUGCUUUGCAAUCUUCAACGAUACAAGUUCCAAUGAUGCAAGAGCAUCAUUUUAUGGCCUCUCACCAUAAUAAUGAUGAUGAUGAUAAGAAUUAUUAA
Molecule: messenger RNA, 477 nt
Organism: Dentiscutata heterogama
Lineage: Eukaryota; Fungi; Glomeromycota; Glomeromycetes; Diversisporales; Gigasporaceae
Source: the annotation of a GenBank genome assembly